Suillus subalutaceus is the source of this 303-nucleotide messenger RNA. RefSeq lists its product as uncharacterized. The record is from RefSeq and is a predicted model, not a curated record. The transcript has 2 exons. The annotation marks the transcript as partial. NCBI's taxonomy places the organism in Eukaryota, Fungi, Basidiomycota, Agaricomycetes, Boletales, Suillaceae. Gene Ontology annotation, molecular function: monooxygenase activity; heme binding; iron ion binding.
GAUCCAGAUGUCUUCCCAGAGGCUGACGCGUUCAAACCUCGGCGCUGGAUUGAUGGCCAAGGUAGCCUAAGAGACGAUAUCAAAUCGUUUGUCUUCGGGUUUGGUCGGCGAUCGGUGUUGAUAACUGCUGUCCUUAUUCUUUGGGCCUUCAAGGUCACUCUGGAUCCUACGAAGCCAUUUGAGGACAUGGGGCUCAUGGGCAGAUCGAUGCUAGAUGUUCGGCCGCACAAAUUUGAGUUUGAGAAGAAGAUUCCGGAAAUGGAGCUCAGGCGCAUGAUGCAGGAUUAUCCUGAAGUUGCAUGA